Saccharomyces mikatae IFO 1815 is the source of this 858-nucleotide messenger RNA. It is a transcript of the gene GLO4, whose product is annotated as hydroxyacylglutathione hydrolase GLO4. NCBI's taxonomy places the organism in Eukaryota, Fungi, Ascomycota, Saccharomycetes, Saccharomycetales, Saccharomycetaceae. The record is from RefSeq and is a predicted model, not a curated record. The transcript has a single exon. Gene Ontology annotation, molecular function: hydroxyacylglutathione hydrolase activity. Bases 1 to 858 code for a protein of 285 amino acids.
AUGAAACUUUUACUGCAACAAGUAAGAAAUAUGCAUGUGAAGCCUAUAAAAAUGAGAUGGCUAACAGGUGGUGUCAAUUACAGUUACCUAUUAAGCACUGAAAACAGAGGAAAAGCAUGGCUAAUUGAUCCUGCAGAAUCUCUUGAGGUGGUGCCAGAGUUAAGUGUUGAAGAAAGGAAGAGCAUUGACGCCAUUGUUAAUACACACCACCACUACGAUCAUUCAGGAGGAAACUUAGCACUUUAUAGUAUCCUGUGCCAAGAAAACACAUGCCGUAAGAUUACAAUAAUUGGUGGGUCAAAGGCUUCUCCUGGUACCACAGAAGUGCCGGAAGACUUGCAGCAGUAUCACUUGGGUAACUUAAAAGUAACUUGUAUUAGAACCCCGUGUCAUACAAAGGAUUCUAUAUGCUACCAUGUCAAAGACCUGGAGACAGAUCAGCAAUGCAUCUUCACAGGUGACACUCUGUUCAACGCGGGUUGUGGAAGGUUUUUCGAAGGCAGUGGAGGAGAUAUGGACACAGCUUUGAAUAGAAUAAUCUUGAGUACAGUUGGUGAGACGAACUUGAAUAAAGUAAAAAUAUACCCAGGUCAUGAAUACACCAAGGGCAAUGUCAAGUUCAUCAGAGCAAAAAUUUACCCCAAUAUAGGACAAAACAAGAAGUUUGAUAAGUUGGAACAGUACUGCAAGAAUAGCGAGUGUACUACUGGGCACUUUACCUUAGCCGACGAAUUGGAGUAUAAUCCGUUUAUGAGAUUGUAUGAUUCUGCCGUUAGGUCAGCGAUUGGCGAUACCACUGCAGCAUAUCCCAGAGCUACAGUGAUGCAAGAGCUAAGAAAGCUCAAGAACGGUAUGUAA